GGGCCGCGGGGCCGGGCCGGGCCUGCCGCGGGCGCCAUGAGCCAGGGUGGCGGGGCCGCCGGCGAGAGCGGCGAGCCGGAGGCCAAGGUGCUGCACACCAAGCGGCUGUACCGGGCAGUGGUUGAGGCUGUGCACCGGCUGGAUCUCAUCCUUGGCAAUAAGGCAGCUUAUCAGGAUGUGUUCAAGCCAGAGAACAUCAGCUUGAGGAACAAGCUGCGGGAGCUGUGCGUGAAGCUGAUGUUCCUGCAUCCAGUGGAUUAUGGAAGAAAAGCAGAAGAACUGCUCUGGAGAAAGGUUUACUAUGAAGUUAUCCAGCUCAUUAAAACAAAUAAAAAGCACAUCCACAGCCGCAGCACCCUGGAGUGCGCGUACCGGACUCACCUGGUGGCUGGCAUCGGCUUCUACCAGCACCUCCUGCUCUACAUCCAGUCCCAUUACCAGCUGGAGCUGCAGUGCUGCAUCGACUGGACACACGUGACAGACCCUCUCAUAGGCUGCAAGAAACCCGUGUCUGCAUCAGAGAAGGAGAUGGAGUGGGCACAGAUGGCCUGUCACCGAUGUCUGGUUUAUCUGGGAGAUCUAGCUCGCUAUCAGAAUGAGCUGGCAGGUGUGGACACGGAGCUGCUGGCUGAGCGAUUUUACUAUCAAGCCCUUUCUGUUGCACCACAAGUUGGAAUGCCCUUCAACCAACUGGGGACAUUGGCAGGGAGCAAAUACUACAAUGUGGAAGCGACCUACUGCUACUUACGCUGCAUCCAGUCUGAAGUGUCCUUCGAAGGUGCCUAUGGGAACCUGAAGCGGCUGUAUGACAAAGCAGCCAAGAUGUAUCAUCAGCUGAAGAAAUGUGAAACCAGGAAGCUGUCUCCAAGCAAGAAACGAGGAAAAGACAUUAAGAGGUUGCUGGUGAGCUUCAUGUACCUGCAGAGUCUUUUGCAGCCAAAGAGCAGCUCUUUGGAUUCUGAGCUGACAUCUCUCUGCCAGUCUGUGCUGGAGGAUUUCAACCUGUGCUUGUUCUACCUGCCCUCUCCGCCUAACCUGAGCUCAACCAGUGAAGAUGAAGAAGAAUAUGACAGUGGCUAUUCCUUCCUUCCUGAUCUCCUGAUCUUUCGCAUGGUGAUCAUCUGCCUUAUGAGCGUUCACAGCCUCAAGAGGGCAGGUUCCAAGCAGUACAGUGCAGCCAUUGCCUUCACACUGGCUCUCUUCUCUCACCUGAUAAAUCACGUCAAUAUUCGCCUCCAGGCUGAGCUAGAAGAAGGGGAAAAUCCUGUCCCAGCCUUUCAGAGUGAUGGCACAGAUGAGCAGGAGCCACGGGAGGCUGUGAACUCAAUUGAGAAGGAAGCUGAAGCUGAGUUGGCCAAUCAUCAGCCCAGCGAGGAGCAGCGGAAGAACGACUGCAAGAAAAGCAAAAAGUACUCUCGUCUGUCCUGCCUGCGCCGCCGCCGCCACCCCCAGAAGGUGGAUGAGAGCGACCUGAGUGAGGGCUUUGACUCUGACUCCAGCCAGAGCUCCAUCAAGGGCAGUGAUGGCUCAGAGAGUGGUUCAGAGAAGAGCGAUGAGGAAGCAGAAGCUGCUUUUGAUGUGGAGACAGACUCUGACAUGAACAGCCAAGAAUCUCGGUCUGACUUGGAGGACAUGGAGGAUGAACCGGGUGAGGAAGGAGGCAGCCAAGGCAAAAGUGGGCCCAAAGAGGCCCUAAAAAACUGUGUGGAUAGCAGUGGGCUGGGGGACUCCAAGAGCCCAAGCAUCUCCAAAACUGAAGCUGUAGAUCCAGCAGUCAAUGGGCCAGCUUCCCUGAGCACUAAUGAUGCAAGCAUAGCCAGUAAUCUCCAGGCCAUGUCCACCCAGCUGUUCCAGACCAAACGCUGCUUUCGCUUGGCUCCCACGUUCAGCAACAUCCUCCUGAAACCCAACAGUGAACCACCUGCCUUGAAGGGUGGGAUAGAGAGCAAGCCAUGUGUCAAUGGAGAUCUGGAGAAGCCCAGCUUGGCAGAGCAAGAUGAUGUGUCUGACUCAGAAGAAAGUAUUUCAAGUAACAAAUCCUGCAGAAAUGAGCGAUCCCUUCAGGAGAAGUUGGAGAUUGUGACCAAUGAAGGGCUGCUGCUUACUGUCAAGGUGUUCCUGGACUGGCUGAGGACAAACACAGACCUCAUCAUUAUGUGUGCUCAGAGCUCUCAGAGCCUGUGGAACAGGCUGUCUGUACUCCUGAACCUUCUGCCUUCAGCUGCAGACCUGCAGGAAUCAGGGCUGGCCCUGUGUGAUGAAGUCAAAGACAUCCUGAGUGAUGCUGAGCUCCCAGACCUGAAGGCCAACCUGCUGCUCCCGGAAGAUGUGGCCCUGCGCAAUCUCCCCCCUCUGAAAAAUGCACACAAGAGGUUUAACUUCGAGCAGGAUCGGCCCAUUUUCUCAGCAGUUGAGGAGUCUGUCGUGCGGAUCUGCUGCAUUCGGAGCUUCGGCCACUUCAUUACCCACUUGCAAGGCAGCAUCCUGCAGUUCAACUCAGAGCUUGGGAUCUUCAUCAGCAUAGCACAGUCAGAGCAAGACAGCUUGUUGCACCAGGCCCAGGCUCAGUUUCACAUGGCUGCAGAGGAAGCUCGUCGGAACAGGCUCAUGAGAGACAUGGCUCAGCUUCGUCUGCAGCUGGAGGUGUCUCAGCUGGAGGGAAGUCUCCAGCAGCCCAAGGCACAGUCAGCCAUGUCUCCUUACCUUGUUCCGGACACCCAGGCCCUCUGCCAGCACCUGGCUCUUGUCAAGCAGCUGGCCACCAGCGGGAGGUUCAUAAUCAUCAUCCCUCGAACAGUUAUCGAUGGCCUAGACUUCCUGAAAAAGGAGAACGCCGGUGCUAGGGACAGCAUUCGGUAUCUGGAGGCAGAAUUUAAAAAGGGAAACAGGUACAUUCGUUGCCAGAAGGAUGUUGGGAAGAGCUUUGAGAGGCAUAAGUUGAAGAGACAAGAUUUAGAUGCCUGGAAUCUCUAUAAAAUACUGGACAGCUGCAAACAACUGACAGUGUCCCAGGGCAGCGGAGAGGACGACACCACAGGAAUGGUCACCAUCAUCACGGGCUUCCAGCUGGAGGACCCGAGCUCCUUCUCAGUGCCCAUGCAGUCUGCCAUCCAGGCAGCCGCCAAUGCCAGCAUAGAGAUAAAAAAUGUUCUGGAGUUCUACAAGCAGUGGAAAGAGAUGGGCUGAUGGUCAGAAAGGCAUCGGGUUGGUGAACCUUUCUCUCCCCCUCUCGCAACGUGCAGCGUCUGAACGAAGGAAACAACAAUCUGGGCGACACUUACGACACGAAGAAGCAGCAGCAGCAGCAGCAACAGCAUCAAAAAUACCUACCCAAACAAAUUAAAAAAAAAAAUCCAAAGUGGGCACGCACACUGACACCCUCCACCUGCAUCCUGACCAGACGGCUGUACAGCUCUGAUGGCGCCAACUGCUCUGAGAGAGGCCCCUCGGUAUGGCCGGGGCAGAGCUCUGCCCUUCUCCCAGUCGGCAGAGAUGGGCAAGAGACAGGCAGUCCUUCAUCCCCCUCCUUCCUCCCAAAGCUUGCUUGGCCAGCAGAAGCAGGCUGGUGGUUCAAAGCGUGGACUUCACUUCAGCAAAACCAAACCAGUGCAGCAGAAACGGAACCCUCCGGCUUGGGAAAGAAGAUCCAAAGAGUGUUUUGCUCUUGUUUGGCAAUCUGGGGACAGGAAAGUGGAUAGUAUUUCUUCCCCCCCGCCCCCCUUUUGAAUUAAUUAUUUUUCAAGGGUUUUUUUCUUUUUAAUUUUUAGUUUUUAUAUAUAUAAAUAAUAUUAAA
This is a messenger RNA of Lonchura striata (white-rumped munia), 3793 nucleotides long. It is a transcript of the gene SMG5, whose product is annotated as SMG5 nonsense mediated mRNA decay factor. Gene Ontology annotation, cellular component: telomerase holoenzyme complex. Gene Ontology annotation, molecular function: telomeric repeat DNA binding; telomerase RNA binding; protein binding. Lineage: Eukaryota; Metazoa; Chordata; Aves; Passeriformes; Estrildidae. Gene Ontology annotation, biological process: nuclear-transcribed mRNA catabolic process, nonsense-mediated decay. The record is from RefSeq and is a predicted model, not a curated record.